AUGCAAAGCCACAACACCGUGGCCUUGGGGCCUGGCGUUCAUCUCCUCUCGCCGUCUGAUCUCGCCCUCCUUCUUGACCCCACCCGGCUCGCGUCGUUGCCCAGUCUCUACAACAAACACAACGUCCGGCAGCUCAAGCAGUCGCUGUGCCACUUGCGUGACCAAGGUGCCCUCAAGCGGAUCGACUCGCUGCAGCUUGCCACGAGGCGACCGUUUUGUCUCUACCCUUCCAUAGUGCGGCUUUUGCUGACCUACGUGGCUGGGAUCGAUCCAUUCGUGGAUGAAUCCACGGGCCAGAUCACCUCUAUCGGGAACGAAGUGCUUGCACAUCUCGAUGAGGUGCCCAAGCAAGCAAUCCUUCUUCCCUUGAGCGUAGCCAGCCUGCACAUGGAGCUCCAUGCGGCAUCCACUCUACCGCUGGUGGACAAGGCCCCCGUUUUGUUGCCUCUGGCUGGCCACCCCAAGCUUGCCACCUCCGAUCCAAAUGGUCGAAUCAACGCUAUCGCAAACGCGCUCAAGGAAGCCCAGGCUGCAGACGAUGUCGAACUGCAGCGCAGGACUGAUUUCGAGACUGCGCGCAAGUCCAUCCUCGCCCGAACGGAAGGCGAUUGGCUUCAGGACUUGUACGAUCUUUGGCAAGCGGAGAUCGAGGCUCUACGUCAGCACUCCAGCUUCGCGCCCCAAAGCAUCACGGCUGGCGAGCGAACCCUGGUCCUUGACCCCGAGGCCUUCGUGCUGCUUCGGGCGCUUCUCGACUUCUACAAGUUCACGCCCGGCACCGCCACGUCCAAUCAUGGGCUGGCGGCCACCAAGGGCUACCUGCGCUACCUGGUGCAGACGAGCAGCUCGAGCCUUCCCGAGCCCGUGCAACGACGCGCCGUGGAAGCACUCGACAAGUUUAGGCGGCAGUUCGAACAGCAGCUGCAUUGCCGUACCGAGGCGCACACGUGGCACGUGCUGGCACUUCUGGAGGAGCUCAUGUACGAUGCAGCUUCCAUCUCACAGAGGCCCAAGACCGACGCUACCCAGGCCGCCUUGAGGGUCUACACCGAGGCAGAGGAGGCCCUGGGCGAGCUGCCUGCGGAGCACAUCUUCAACGUCGCGCUGCUGCACAUGAUCCUCUCACCCACUGAUGCUAACACGUCUCGAUCAGUGUUCAACGAUGCGCUCCAGCAGGCCAUUCCUCCUCUCACCUCCUUCUUCCCUUCCGAUGCCGCUCUCGAGCGAGCCUUCGAAUUAUGGUCGCUCUUCGCCAAGUUCGAGACCCACAUCCGACAGUACCGCCAGGCAGUCACCGUCUACGAGCGCGCAAUCGUAGCGAUUGAGCCGCGUCUGUGGCGCGAGUACGCAUAUUUCUCCAUUCAACGGAAGCGCCACGCCAACGUGCCCAAGAUCUACCAGCGCGCUGUGUGGCAGGUCAAGGACGAGGAGAAGGAGGCCAUGCUGCAGGAGUACCUGGCGUUCGAGCGGGAGUUCGGCGGGAAGCCCGAACUCACGCUCGCGGAGUUGAGGGAAACGACGCUGGAAAGCGCACCCCCGGGCACAAUUUUGCAAAUGCCGCAGCAUGCAGAGAACACCGAAUAUGGAGAGGCCGAAGAUGCAGAUGACCAGCCAGACCAGGCGACGGACGCUGGCGAUGGCGAGGGCGAGGGCGACGACCAGGCCACCGAUUUGGCUUCGGAGUCCACAGCGUCCGAUCUGGUCGACGGCAUGGAAGAGGAGGAGGGUAGGGAAGAUGACAAUGACGUGGAAGAGGAGGAGGAGGACGUCUUCGCUGCCGCCGACAACAACGAAGGAGACGAUGACGCCGACAGCGAGCAAAACGAACAGCAAGAGCGAAGAGAAAAGAAAAGGGACAGAGACGAAUUCGCUGCGAAUGGCGGUGUGAUGGAGACCACCACCGGCGAUGAUCCAAAGACGCAAGGGCCGGGCGGCGGAGAAGAAGCGCAGCUGCAGAGUAACGGCAAUGGUGACGCGACGAGAGGCGACGAAGAGGCGGAAGGCGGAGGAAGCUCGCCCAAACGACAGCGAGUGGACGACGCUGCGGAAGAGGAACAGCCGCAGAACCCCGCGACAGAUGCCCCCACGUCGAUUUCGGACCUGCUCAGCGCGAUGCCCAACCUAGCGGACUUCAUGCAGAUGGUGAGCAGCGUGCGGGAGGAGGCCACUACUGCCGCCGCCGCCGCCGGAUCGGCGCACCAGCACCAGCAACUGGAGCCGCAACCGCUGCUGCCACCGCCUGCCGUCGCCAGCAACGCGGCGGCUGUCGGCGCACCAUCAGGGACUCCAGCGACCAACGGCGUUUCGGAUUCGAAUUAUGCCAAGGCGCCGAGCGGGGAGCCGGGCGCCGGCGGUGCUGAUCCGCAAGCGAUCCCAACGAUCGACGAAACGACCGGUGCUGAGCUGCCCCUGAGCCUUAUCGAGCAGUUGGUGACGGCCAUAACCGACCCCGUGAUUGUUGAAAUCGUCCGCUCGCUGGAGAAGAUUCAGAUCCUCAAAGAGCAAGACUUGGCAAAUCGGAGGCGGGAAAUGAAGCAAGCCCACGAACAGACGCUGUCCCAAUUGAAGCAGCAGCACACGCAACACUUUGCGGAGGCCCAGACGCCCGAGCAGAAGAGUGCGGCGCUCCAGCGGUUUGUGAAGGAGCUCCACGCCAUGGAGGCCGCGCAGACAGAAGAGACCAAGUGGUUUGAUGGUAUGGUCCUCAAGGAGUUCGACAAGAAGAUCACCGAACAGCAGACCAUCCUCCAACAGGCGAGCGUGCCGGGCUUCUCCCCUACGGCGGACCCGGCCGAGAUGCAACGCCAGGCUCGAGUGCUGGAGCUCAUACUCGCCCUCGGCGGAGGCCCGCAGCUGCCGUCCGCCCAGCUUGCCCCAGCCCCCGUGGCCCAGGCGCCGCCAGCCGCCAUGGCAGCAGCUGCGGCCACGCAGCCCCUCUCGCCGCCACCAAGCGCGAGCUCGGCCCCCUUGGCGCCACCGCAGUCUGCUCCGGCAGCCGUCACUGGUCCACUGUCUCCUCCCGUGACCCCGGUGGUUGCGGCGGCCGCGCCUGUCACUGCCCCGACGAGCGCACCAGCACCUGCGGUCCCGCCCGCGACAGUGCCCGCAAUCGCAGGGCUUCCUCCGCCGCCUUCUGCGCCGGGGUACGCUCCUGCCCCCGGCUCGGCCCCACCGGCGGCCACGUCAGCGCCUGCUCCCGGCGGCGCCUACCUUGCCUCUCCGCCCUCGUCAGCCACCGGUCUCGGUCAGCUGCCACAGCAGCCACAGCAUCCGCAGCUCCACCAGCCGCCGCAGCUGCUCCCGCCGGCCCUGGCCACAGCGGCGCCGACUGAUGCUCUGGCCUCGCUCUCGUCGCUUCUGUCCUCGCUGGUCACCGCCACCCAUCAGCAGCAGCAGCCGCAGUACCAGCAGCCGCCGCCUCAGUACCAGCAGCAGCAGCCGCCACCGUACGGCUAUCCGCAGCCGCCCCAGCAGCAGCCACAGUACCAGCAGCCGCCGCCUCAGUACCAGCAGCAGCAGCAGCCGCCACCAAUGCAGUACCAGCAGCAGCAGCAGCAGCAGCAGCCACCCGGCCAGUCGUAUGGCUACGCGCAGCCGCCCAGCGGCUACGGCUACCACCAGGGCUACUGA
Acanthamoeba castellanii str. Neff is the source of this 3630-nucleotide messenger RNA. RefSeq lists its product as uncharacterized. The coding region runs from base 1 to 3630 and encodes 1209 amino acids. The transcript has 23 exons. Gene Ontology annotation, molecular function: protein binding. Gene Ontology annotation, biological process: RNA processing. NCBI's taxonomy places the organism in Eukaryota, Discosea, Longamoebia, Acanthamoebidae. The record is from RefSeq and is a predicted model, not a curated record.